Blepharisma stoltei is the source of this 1407-nucleotide messenger RNA. Lineage: Eukaryota; Ciliophora; Heterotrichea; Heterotrichida; Blepharismidae. The record is from the annotation of a GenBank genome assembly.
AUGUUGGCUUCUCUUUUAAGAGCAGUGAGACCUGCUCCGAAGUUCGUGAUGAGCGAACCUAAAGGACCAAUAGUAAAAAGUGUAGUCCCAGGACCAGAAAGCUUAGCUUUACUAAAUGAAUAUGAAGGAUUGACGCAAGAUUUCAGGACUGUGAGGUUUUUCGCAGAUUAUCAGAAAAGCAUAGGAAAUUAUGUAGCAGAUGCUGAUGGAAAUAUGCUUCUGGAUGCAUAUACUUUAAAUGCUUCCUUGCCAAUUGGCUACAAUCAUCCUAGCUACUUAUCAUUUCUGGAUAAUGCCAACAUCCGCAAUCAUCUAAUUCACAGAACAGCUUGCGCAGUAACUCCAUCAAGCGAUUGGGCUUUAAAGCUAAAAAACACCUUAUUGCCUCUUGCCCCUGAAGGGCUGACUGAAGUCUUUAUGUCUUGCGGCUGUGGAAUUGGAGCUACAGAAAAUGCGAUGAAGGCAGCUUCGAUUUGGUAUUAUAAAAAUCAAUACGGAGUUGAUUACACUCCUGAACAAAUAAAAUCAACAAUAGAAGGAAAACCUCCUGGAAUUCCUGAUUAUGCAUUUUUAAGCCUUGAAGGCGCUUAUCAUGGGAGAAGCAUAGGAUUACUCUCAGUAUCUUCCUCAUCAGGGCUUGACAAAGUAGAUUUUCCCAGCUUUAAAUGGCCUAAAGCUCCUUUUCCUAAAGAAAAAUACCCAAUUGGAAACCAUUCAGAAAAUAAAGCUCAAGAAUCGCAAGCAUUAGAAGCUACAAGAAAAGUAUUUCAAGCCAGCAAAAUUCCUAUAGUAGGGCUGAUGGUAGAACCUAUACAAAAUGAAGGAACUUAUUACGCUAGUCCUUAUUAUUAUCAGCAACUUCAAGUCAUUGCAAAAGAGUUUAAGGCAGCUCUUAUUGUUGAUGAAACUUACUCAGGCGUUGGGGCAACAGGAAAAAUGUGGGCUCAUCAGCAUUGGGGAAUAAAUCCAGAUAUUCUAGUUUUCUCCAAAAAAGCUCAAGUUGCAGGAUUUUUCUCUAAGCCUGAAUUUAGGCCACCUCACCCUCUUAUGAUGAUGGGUACUUGGUGUGGUGAUCCAUUGCGUCUAUAUCAACUGCAAGGGGUAAUGAAUGUUAUUACUAAUGAUAAUCUAAUUGCAAAUGCUGAAUCAACUGGCGAAUAUCUAUUAAGUGGUCUUAGCAUUAUUCAGGGAAAGCGUGGAAAAAUAGCAAAUAUUAGAGGAGUUGGGCUGCAUUUAGCAUUUGAUAUGCCAGAUAAAAAGAAUGCUUGGGGUUUAUGCAAAAAAUUGUUGGAAAAAGGAGUUCAUGUAGGAGUAGCUAAAGAUAAUGUGAUUCAGCUAAGACCUUCAUUAAUCUUUGGAAGGGAGCAUGCUGAUAUAUUCUUGAAUGCAGUAGAUGCGUCCCUUUAA